ACAAAUUUGCUAAAACCGCAGAGAAAUUAUAAUGAAGAGAAAUUUUGAAGAUGCAGGAGUGAAGGACCAGAGCUUCGACGACAUGGCAAAAUGUCUGAUGCUUCUGUCUCACGGCAUCGAGACCGACCCGAAAAAGGGCUCCCGGGUUCCUGUCUUUGAAUGCAAGACUUGUAACCGCCAAUUCUCCUCGUUCCAAGCGCUGGGCGGCCACCGAGCCAGCCACAAGCGGCCGAGAUUAACGGGGGACGAGCAGAGGGACCGGGCCAAACUCCAAAGCUCCGUAGGGAGCAAACCGAAGAUGCACGAGUGCUCGAUCUGUGGUUUGGAGUUUGCUAUGGGGCAAGCUUUGGGUGGGCACAUGAGGCGGCAUAGAGCGACGAUGAACGAAGGGUUUUCUCCGCCCAUUACUCUCGAUUCCAAAGUGCCUGUGGCUGUGCUGAAAAGGUCCAACAGUAAAAGGGUUAUGUGCUUGGACUUGAAUUUGACGCCAUUGGAGAACGAUUUGAAGUUAUUGUUUGGAAAGAAGGCUCCUGAUGUCGAUCUACGGUUGAUGAUUUGAUUUUGCAAUUUGUAGUGGAAUUA
Molecule: messenger RNA, 582 nt
Organism: Corylus avellana
Lineage: Eukaryota; Viridiplantae; Streptophyta; Magnoliopsida; Fagales; Betulaceae
Product: zinc finger protein ZAT11
Biological process (GO): response to chitin; response to stress
Source: RefSeq, a predicted model, not a curated record